GUCUCGUACUCGCGCCAAGCGGUAUCCUGGACAUCGAUACAUAUCGAAAUUUUUCUCCCAUUGCCAAGGAGCGUGCAUACGUCUGUAUACAGCAUGAAAUAUACGCCAGAGAGAAAUCUGUAAUGAGAGUCACGUGACCCAGGCCGUUUGUAUGUACGGUACCUACUGCACUCAUACGUGUAACUUUUUUCUGGUUUUUAACGUUCGCAGCUCAGCUCGUGCUAAUGUUUGUUUACCAGAAAUAAAACCAGUUUUAUUCGUGUUUUUUUCUCUUAACUUUUUAAAUGAAAUACAGUUGCAUUCGUGAAAUUGGAAUGCAUUAGCAGAGUAAUGUUUGAUUUUUAAGCAGAUUGUGCGACAAAUGAUUAAAUAGUGGUUUGCAGAAGCGUCAACAGUAAAUCGAAUAUAACCCGCAGAAGAAAAAUUACUACAAUUAAAAUGAUGAAGAAUUCAAAAAGAACUGAGUCCAAUAUUUCGGUGGAUCUGGAUGAACCUUUGACCGGCGAAUCGUGCUCUCAGCUGGUUAUGGAGCUCGUAAAGUAUGUCAUGUACCAGAAGCAACAAAUUCCGCUAUCGUGUGAUUCUUUGAUGAAACUUCACAAAACUUCGAAAUCGACAGACAGAAAUUUUUCGUUGAUGCAGAAAUUAGUCGAUUCACUGGCUAACGUGUCCCAUCAACUUAACUCGCAAUUUGCUCGAAAUGAGUGUGACGUGAAAGAAAUUUUGAUUAUCAUUGGUGCAACAACUUUCUCUCCAAAACUGUGCAUCAGAAUAGAAUUACCUUACUCUAUUCUCAGCAGUCGAAAUCAUUCGUCAUGCCAUCACUCUUCUCGUAAAAUAUUGUUAAAUGUUAUGAAGUCAAUGCUGAACUGCGAAGAGUUUCAACAAGAAAUGACAGUGCCAUUAGGACUAACAAAUACAUUUGUUCUAGUUCAAAAAAGAGAUUCUCGCAAGAUCUCUGAGUAUUUUGUGCCAAAGCCACAAUUCAAUUUUUCUUCUCAGAAUACAGCUUCAUUUCUCAUUAAACUGAACUAUAAUGGUGGUAAUGAAUUCAAUUGCAAUUGUGGAAAUUUAAUAAGAGUUUUCAAUGAUUUUGAUCAAAAUUGUUACGACGAUGACAGUGAAAAUGUAGAAAAAUGUGAUAAUGAUGUAUCAGAAAUCCCUUACCAAUGGUAUCAGUCAAAAGACAUUUUAAAAGGUUUUAAAUUUCUUAGAUAAUAUCAACUUGAAUUGAAUUGUAAAAAAUUUGCAAUAUUAGAAAAAUUUUAAAAUAUAAGUAGGUAUUAAUUUUAAAUUGUUAUAAUACUUCUGUCAAAAGUAUUUAGACAGUAGAAAACAUACUAGUUGUUAUAAACAAAUUGAAUUUUUAAACUGUUAGAAAUUUAUCAACAGUUGAGAAAAUUAAAUGAAAUAGUGAAAACUGAUGAUUCAUGGAACAAACGAAGGCAAGUUUACGAAACAAAAAAUCAUUUCAUUAAUCUUAUCAGUUCAAAUGUUUAAAGACAAGUGAUCUAUACAUAAUCAUGGCUUUUUAAUUUUAAAAACAUAAAUUUUGACAAUACUCAUUUAUAUAUACUUGUAUAUUGCCAAGUAAAAAAAUGUAAUGUAAUUUGAUUUAUAUUAAAAUUUUAGUCAAUUUUUAUCUGAAUCUUCGUUAUUUAAUAAAAGAUGAAAUUUUUAUACUUUA
Trichogramma pretiosum is the source of this 1687-nucleotide messenger RNA. Its product is annotated as MAD2L1-binding protein-like. NCBI's taxonomy places the organism in Eukaryota, Metazoa, Arthropoda, Insecta, Hymenoptera, Trichogrammatidae. Bases 439 to 1218 code for a protein of 259 amino acids. Gene Ontology annotation, biological process: regulation of exit from mitosis. The record is from RefSeq and is a predicted model, not a curated record. The transcript is spliced from 2 exons. Gene Ontology annotation, cellular component: nucleus.